This is a messenger RNA of Prorocentrum cordatum, 1590 nucleotides long. Lineage: Eukaryota; Dinophyceae; Prorocentrales; Prorocentraceae. The record is from the annotation of a GenBank genome assembly.
GGUGUGCUUUCCGAGCAGGUAUUGUGAAAUUCUUCGGAAGAGUUGUUCGCGAGACCAUCCGUAGCCAUUUUGGCUCAAGGCUCGAGGCUCCCCUCGCCCGCCGCGCCUCCCGCCCCCCCCCCCGCGUCAGCAGCGAGCCGGCAUGGCGGCGGAGCUCGAGGAGCCGAGGAAGCCGCAGAACGCCUACUGGAUCUGGCUCAGCGAGAGCCGCGACGCGCUGACGAAGGAGGCCGGCAGCGCGAAGGGGUCCGUCGUCGGCAAGCUCGCGGGCGAGAAGUGGAAGGCCAUGUCGGCGGAGGCCAGGAAACCCUUCGAGGAUCGGGCGGCGGAGCUGAAGUCCGCGUACGAGAAGGCCAUGGAGGAGUUCAAGAGCGCUGGAGGCCAGGUGGGCAAGCGGCGCCUGGAGAAGAGCGAGGGGAAGAAGGCCAAAGCUGAGGGGAAGCAGGCCAAAGCUGACAAGAAGGCGAAAAAGGAUGCCCGCGCGUCUUCUGGGAAGCCAUCGCGACCGCCUUCUCCCUACUGGCUCUGGCUCGGCGAGAACCGCGAGGCGCUUGCGAAGGAGGCCGGCAGCACAAAGCCGCCCGUCGUCGCCAAGCUCGCUAGCGAGAAGUGGAAGGCCGUGUCGGAGGAGGACAGGAAGCCGUUCGAGGUGAAAGCCGCAGAGCUGAGGGCCGCGUACGACAAGGCUGUGGAGGAGUGGAAAAACAACGGUGGCGUCGAGGACGGCGCGAAGCAGGGCAGUCCCCGGAAUCGCAAGGCGGACAACGCCAAGACGCUUCCAGCGAAGCAGGGCAGCUCCCGGAAGCGCAAGGCGGACAAGGCCGAGACGCCUCCUGCGAAGCUGUCCCGCGCGUCUGUGGAUCGCGACUCCAGCAAGAAGGCCCCCGGGGCUCAGGGCAAGAGCCGCGGCAAGGCUGCACCGGCGACGGCGGCAGUCGUUCUCGAGAAGGACAUCGCGGAGAAGGCGGAGAAAGCGGGCUUCACUAGCGUGCUCCAGAAGUUCCUUGCUCGUGAGGACGUGGUGGCCAGCGGCAAGAGCCAGGCCGAGGCCUUUCAGGCGCUCGAAGCGGUGGGCGGCUUGAUGCACCCGGCCCGCCGCACCUUGCUGGGGGCUUGAGGAGAUGUGCAUUUUGGUUCUAAGCCACACGGACCUCUGGCCAGUCCAUUGAACCUCUGUUGCACUCUGCUCUUCUUUCUGGUGCUCGUUUCCUUCCUCGUCCCCUCUCCUCUCCCACCGCGGGGCCACUGCGCAGCAGUGGUUGGGUGCAUGCCAUCGGCCUAGACGCCGCGCAAAGAGCACCGCAAAUAUUGUGCAGGUUAGCCUCACUCUUCUUUUCCCGCUGCGCCCACUACUCUUCGUUUUCGUUCCAGAGGCUGUGCGAACAACACAUCGCAUGCUACUUUUAGCUUCAACAUUUCCAUUUCACUGCGCACUUCUAGAGUGUAUGCAGCAGACAUGAUAGAAGCGCCAGUACUUCAGAUUGUCCGUCAUGGUUGUUGGUCCUCGGGGGGCGAGGAGAGAAAAAAAAAAGAGUUGUUCGCGAGACCUCCUUUGGCGGGUAAAUCGGACCCUCCAUGCCCCAAGCAAGC